Messenger RNA from Cladophialophora immunda, 952 nucleotides. RefSeq lists its product as uncharacterized. Bases 166 to 711 code for a protein of 181 amino acids. NCBI's taxonomy places the organism in Eukaryota, Fungi, Ascomycota, Eurotiomycetes, Chaetothyriales, Herpotrichiellaceae. Gene Ontology annotation, biological process: protein folding. Gene Ontology annotation, molecular function: GTPase activity; GTP binding. The record is from RefSeq and is a predicted model, not a curated record. The transcript is spliced from 4 exons. Gene Ontology annotation, cellular component: microtubule cytoskeleton; cytoplasm.
ACGACAACGAAUGGACAUACAUCUACAAGCACACGGUGAUCCGUAUGCAUUGAGACAUCAAGUCAGAUCCAGGCUUGUUCUAGGCCGAUAAACGCCGGCGUUACUGCAUGGAAGCAACACAGUCGCAGUCCGACAGCCAGCAGCAGGCACGGAGAUCUGAACGCCAUGCUUUCCAUACUUCGCAAGGCUCGGUUGAAGGACAAGGAGAUGCGUAUCCUAAUGCUAGGACUUGACAACGCCGGUAAAACCACCAUUGUCAAAAAGAUCAUGAAUGAAGACGUCAACACUGUCAGUCCAACGUUAGGGUUCAUCAUCAAGACUAUUGAUUUCCAGGGUUACAAGCUCAAUAUCUGGGAUGUCGGAGGCCAGAAGACGAUAAGAUCAUACUGGAGAAACUAUUUUGAGAAGACUGACGCCCUCAUCUGGGUGGUGGACGCGACAGACCGGCUACGCAUGGAUGAUUGCAAGACCGAACUUAAGGGACUGCUGCUUGAAGAGCGACUGGCCGGAGCAAGUCUGUUGGUAUUCUUGAACAAGACCGAUGUCGCAGGGGGGAUGACCAAGGAAGAGGUCACGCAGCUGCUUGACCUCAAGCGAAUCUUGACUCAUCGUUGGAUAGUCGUUCCCUGCAGUGCGAUGACCGGCGAGAAUCUGGAGAAAGGUCUGGAUUGGGUGGUGCAGGAUGCCCGGGAUCGGUUGUUCCUAUACUGACACACCAUCAAAAGUACCGAAUGACAACUGGCAAUGGUUAGAACAAGAGGGAACGAGGAAGCGAGGCCACCGUUGAGCUAUGGAGAUAUUUAAGCAAUUCCCGUGUGUUUCGAACAGCUGAAACAGGCGAAGUAAAAGCCACAUGGGACCCCUGCAAGUCCAAUAAUGAGUGCACAGGGCGUAAAUUGGCCUUUUGCGCGGCCAGACCAAAGAGGCCAACCAGGACAGUCGCAGCAUCAGC